Molecule: messenger RNA, 592 nt
Organism: Phialemonium atrogriseum
Lineage: Eukaryota; Fungi; Ascomycota; Sordariomycetes; Cephalothecales; Cephalothecaceae
Product: oryzin
Exons: 2
Biological process (GO): proteolysis
Molecular function (GO): serine-type endopeptidase activity
Source: RefSeq, a predicted model, not a curated record
UAACCUGUGCGCGGUAAAUGUCCGCGACGCCGACGGGUCCGGCACCAACUCGGGGGUUUUGGGGGGCAUUAACUUUGUCGCCCAAAAUGUAACGGCAUCAGGCCUCUCAGGCAAGGCGGUCAUGAACAUGUCCCUGGGCGGCUCCCGCUCGACAGCCGUCAACGAAGCCAUCAACGGGAUCAAGAAUGCGGGCGUCGUCCCCGUUGUGGCGGCGGGCAACGAGAACCAGGACACGGCCAACACGUCGCCCGGCUCGGCGCCCGCGGCCGUGACAGUCGGCGCCAUCGACCAGACCACCGACCAGCGGGCGUCCUUCUCCAACUUUGGCCGCGGCGUCGACAUCUUCGCGCCCGGAGUCCGCGUCCUCAGCGUGGGGAUCGCCGACGACAACGGCUCGGCCACCCUUAGCGGCACGAGCAUGGCCAGCCCCCACGUCGCGGGGCUCGCCGCCUACCUGAUGGCGUUUGAGAGCAUCACCGACGUCGACGCCGUCGUCGCCAGGAUCAAGAGCCUCGCGCGCGCGAGCGGCGCGACGGUCGGGAACAACCAGCGGGGCACGACGAACCUGAUCGCCAACAACGGGAACAGGUGA